UAUAAACUCCGAAAAAUUCACAAACUCCGAACACAAAAACCGUCGCUUAAUAAAAUGGCUCGCAGUGAGGUUUCCGUCGCCGUCGCAGUCGUCGCGGUGGUGGUUGUACUGGUGGCCGUCAGCUUCGUGGAGGCGCAGUUGCCGGACUGUGCUUCGAAGCUAGUUCCAUGUGCGGAUUUCCUGAAGUCCAAUAAUCCCCCGGCGACGUGCUGUGAUCCGAUCAAGGAAGCGGUGGCGACGCAGCUUGAGUGCCUCUGCAACCUCUACUCCUCGCCGGAUUUCUUAUCGUCGAUCGGCGUUAAUGUCUCCGACGCUCUCCAUCUCACUAAAGCCUGCGGCGUCCCUGUCGAACUCUCCAAAUGCAAAACGGGUGCUCCGGCUCCGCAGCAAGGUGCUCCAUCACCACCGGCAGUUCCUGGAAAUGAUGCAGAAAAACUUGUAUCGACUGGAUUUACAUCUAUGCUCUUGUUUUUGGCCCCUCUAGUCUUUUACUAGGAUCUCACGAUAUCGGACAUAAUUUAAUUGAAUGUAUUCGAGUAGAUAACAUCUGAUAAAUUUUCUAUAUAUUUUAAAGAUUAGAGCGAGUGUGAAAUGUUUCGUAUUUGAAAAAGAUUUGUUGAAUUGUCUUAUUAGUAUGUUUGGUCCCUUUACCACAAUAUUUAUUUGAUUGGAGUUAUGGUCUAAUAGUCUUGGGUAAUUUGUUCACUUUCAAUAUACAAUAAUGUGUAAUACUCUUUGUAUUACAUUUGAGUUAUAA
Molecule: messenger RNA, 757 nt
Organism: Benincasa hispida (wax gourd)
Lineage: Eukaryota; Viridiplantae; Streptophyta; Magnoliopsida; Cucurbitales; Cucurbitaceae
Product: Bifunctional inhibitor/lipid-transfer protein/seed storage 2S albumin superfamily protein
Source: RefSeq, a predicted model, not a curated record